AUGAGUGACAUGCCGGAUUCACCAUUGUCGUCGAUAUCGUCGUCGGACGAAGCAGACGACAUGAUCAGCACACCGAACCGAUCAGCCAGACCCAGCAUAGACACAGACACGACAGGACCACCGAGCAAGAAACGACGUACGGGCGGCGGACCAGCGCACAUUAGCUCAUCACAUGGCGGCACAAUCAUGGUAGCUGGCGCCGACACAAUAGAAGAGUCGGAAGCAGACAUCAGUUGCGACAGCGAGGGUUCCGCUCCAGGAUCGCCCAGCCAGGACGAGUUUGCAAUGCGCGCGGAUCAAGUCACUACUUGCGCGUGGGAGGGCUGCAGUGUGGGUGAUCUGGCCAACAGCGACGAGCUCAUUGCACAUGUCCAGAACGACCACAUAGCGCCCAAGCGAGCACGCUAUACCUGUGAAUGGGGAGACUGUGCACGCAAAGGCACAAAUCACCCCAGUGGCUACGCUCUGAAAGCACACAUGCGAAGCCACACCAAGGAGAAGCCUUUUUUCUGCCACCUGCCAGAAUGCGAUCGUUCAUUUACCCGAUCUGAUGCCCUCGCCAAACACAUGCGCACAGUCCACGAACCCGAACCUCCACGCGCUGCAGCAACAAAUGCCAAUCCCAUCGAUCCCGCUACCGGCCAGCCCAAGAAGGGCCCAAAGCUACGCCUCUCGAUGAACGGCAAGACACCCAUCAAACCCUCCGUCCCAGAUGUGCCCGUACCUGCACCCACCCAAGCUCCUGACGAUCCAUCACCACCCAUGGACAACAUCCAAUACAUACCCGCGCGUCACCCGAUAACUGGCCAGGCGGGCUUCAUGAUCACAUACCCACCCGACAUACACUUUUCACAGUUUGAGAGUGAAAUUCCUGCGAAUCAGCUCAUGCGGCUGCUCAGACGUCAACUGCAUUGGGCACAGCAAGAGAGCGAGGGCUUGAAACAAGAAGUCGAAGCGCUCGAGGAACAUCAUCGUCAGGAGUGGGCAGCAAAAGAAGCUUUAUUGGAGGGUGUAUUGCAAAGCGAGCUUGCUGCUACAAAACAGCUGGAUGAGACAACGCUGCAUGAGAUGAAGGAGGAAGUUUGGGGACCCGAGUCGAAAGAGCUGGAAUGGACGGGCACACCUCCGUGGCAGAGAGAGGGUAAUCACAAGAUUGAGGAACCAGAGAGUCCGAGGGAUGUGGAUGUGGAUGUGGAUGUGGAUGUGGAUGAUGCGGUUGUGGUUGCGAACAGGGCGGCCAAUGCGCAGCAAGAAAGUGCUUCACAAGCAGAGAGAGACGAGGAUAUGAUGGCUGUUGGUGCCCUAAUGGGUCUUAGUGGUGCCGCUUAA
Messenger RNA from Aureobasidium subglaciale EXF-2481, 1329 nucleotides. RefSeq lists its product as uncharacterized. Gene Ontology annotation, biological process: regulation of transcription by RNA polymerase II. Gene Ontology annotation, cellular component: nucleus. Bases 1 to 1329 code for a protein of 442 amino acids. Lineage: Eukaryota; Fungi; Ascomycota; Dothideomycetes; Dothideales; Saccotheciaceae. Gene Ontology annotation, molecular function: RNA polymerase II cis-regulatory region sequence-specific DNA binding; DNA-binding transcription factor activity, RNA polymerase II-specific. The transcript is spliced from 2 exons. The record is from RefSeq and is a predicted model, not a curated record.